This is a messenger RNA of Amborella trichopoda, 1984 nucleotides long. RefSeq names its product serine/threonine-protein kinase BSK1. The record is from RefSeq and is a predicted model, not a curated record. Lineage: Eukaryota; Viridiplantae; Streptophyta; Magnoliopsida; Amborellales; Amborellaceae. Gene Ontology annotation, biological process: brassinosteroid mediated signaling pathway; protein phosphorylation. Gene Ontology annotation, molecular function: ATP binding; protein binding; protein kinase activity.
CUCAAAUUCUCCGGUCUGAUUUUCCACUUGUUUUCUGGUGAUCCUUUUUUAUUGCCGCGUUUUUUUUUGUAGAGAGAGAAAGUGAGUGAGUUUGCAGGUGACGUAACUCUUUUUUUAUUGCGUUGCUCUGCAACUGCAUAGCCUCUUCAUUGCACAAAGCGCACACAGGUCAUCGGAUCGCCUUUUUAUUACUCUACACAUUCAUGAGAGAGAGAAAUCAAAAUAAGCAGAAAGCUCAGAAACCCACUUGCUGAGAGUACAGGAGAGAAGGUCUUUCAUAGAGAUGGGGUGUUGUGAAUCUACGUUGAAGGAGACGCACCCAGAUCAAGAUCAGCAUCAGGAGCUUGCGACUGCUUCGGAUAAGGAGGCGUUGGAAGUGGGGAACGUGCCUGCGUUCUCUGAGUUGUCCCUUGAGGAUUUGAGGGCGGCUACUCAGAAUUUCAACUCAGAGCUCAUUGUUUCAGAGAGCGGAGACAAGGCUCCCAAUGUGGUUUACAAGGGCAGGCUUCACAACAAGCAGUGGAUCGCGGUCAAGAAGUUCUCUAAGAUGGCCUGGCCUGAUCCCAAGCAAUUCGCGGAGGAGGCCUGGGGGGUUGGGAAAUUGAGGCACAGAAGGGUAGCGAAUUUGAUCGGGUACUGCUGCGAUAGUGAUGAAAGGCUCUUGGUUGCAGAGUACAUGCCCAACGAUACACUUGCCAAGCAUCUCUUUCACUGGGAAAAUCAAACGAUGGAAUGGGCGAUGCGUCUACGAGUUGCCCUCUAUAUUGCUGAAGCAUUAGAGUACUGCAGCAGUGAAGGCCGGCCAAUAUAUCAUGACUUGAAUGCCUAUAGAGUUCUCUUUGAUAAGGAUGGUGAUCCUAGACUUUCCUGUUUUGGUCUUAUGAAAAAUAGCAGAGAUGGAAAAAGUUACAGCACAAAUCUUGCUUAUACACCGCCAGAGUUUUUGCGAACUGGAAGGGUUACUCCUGAAAGCGUAAUAUACAGUUAUGGAACUGUUGUCUUGGAUCUUCUUAGUGGGAAACACAUUCCUCCCAGCCAAGCUCUUGACGUGAUAAGGGGCAAAAACAUCCUGCUCUUAAUGGAUUCACACUUGGAGGGAAACUUCUCACCUGAAGAGGGAACUGAGGUUGUCCGCCUGGCUUCCCGUUGCCUUCAAUAUGAACCAAGAGAGCGACCUAAUCCAAAGAGUCUUGUUGCAGCACUGGCACCUUUACAGACCAAAACAGAUGUACCUUCGUAUCUGAUGAUGGGCUUCCCAAAGCAUGAAGAAGCACCCCCCACUCCACCGCGUCAGCUUUCUCCAUUGGGAGAGGCCUGCUCAAGGAUGGAUCUCACAGCCAUACACCAGAUCUUGGUCAUGACUCACUACAAGGAUGAUGAAGGAACAAAUGAGCUAUCUUUCCAAGAGUGGACCCAGCAGAUGAGAGAUAUGCUUGAGGCCAGGAAGCGUGGGGAUUAUGCAUUCCGUGACAAGGAUUUCAAGACAGCCAUUGACUGCUACAGUCAGUUUAUAGAUGUCGGGACAAUGGUAUCACCAACGGUGUAUGCAAGGCGGAGCCUGUCCUAUCUUCUUUGCGAUCAACCUGAUGCUGCGUUGAGGGAUGCAAUGCAAGCGCAGUGUGUUAACCCCGAAUGGCCAACUGCUUUCUACAUGCAAGCAGUUGCACUCGCAAAACUGGACAUGCAUACAGAUGCUGCAGAUAUGUUGAACGAAGCUGCUGCCCUUGAAGAUAAGAGGCAAAAAGGAGGGAGAGCUCCAUAAUAAUCUAUUUAAUCAAUCAAGUAGAAGCAUUUGUAAAAAGCCUGCCAUGAAUUCAUGUGGUUAUGCACACACUUGGCUAGCAGGACCAUGAUCAAUUAAUUAAGAUGAGAAUGAAUGUAUCAUGUCCAAGGGCUGAGAUUCGUGGUCUGGAGCAAAACUGUAAAAAGUUAAGAGAACUUACCUUUUUGGCCUAACAAUUAAUGCAUAUGCCUUUCCAUUAAA